CAAUCAUAAAAUUCUGAAAAUAAAUUCAUGAUUGCUGACGUGUUAAAUAUUUUACGGACAUUGAUUUAGCGUACCAAACUACACUUGAAAACCAUGAACAAAAAAAAAGUUUUCAAGUAAUGAGAAUACGCACAUUCGAUGUAAUCAAUAGAAUUGAAAACAUAUACAUACCAUGUUUCCGAACUUGAUUUUUUGAUCUAUAAAUUCAAGAAAAAUAAAAAAAAAUUGUACCAUUAAAACAAAAUUAUUUGAUAAACAUUGAUGAUCAUCUACCAAAUCAGUACGAUUAAGGCCGGUUUUUUUUUGUUAAUUUACCGUGUUUUGCUUGACCUGUAUUUGAUUUUAUCAAUUAUCAAAUGCAGGUUCAAAGAACACGAAAAGUGAAUUUUAAAAGAUUCAGUGAUACAAAACUUACAAUUUUUUUUUCGAAAUCAAAAUUUUAGAUUUUUUACGUUUCACGAUGAAUGCAUGCUUGUUUUUUUUUACAUAGAAGUGAUGGACGAAUCAAAAUAUUAUUAUUGAGUUUUAUUGAACACGUGAUCUAAUGAUUUCGAAUUUAGUUUUUUUUCUGUAGCGAUCGAAAAAAAUAUAAUCAAAAAAUAUGGAUGAUAAAUUUGAUGGAUUUAAAUUUGAAUCUUCAACCAUAUCAUUAGAGGAUAUUCGUCAACAAGUUAUUCGAAAAACAAAAUCAAAUGUCAAUCAAAAUCCACGUAAUUCAUUCCUUGAUUUAGUCGAUAGUGUUUCAAAGAUAUCAUCACAAUUUCGUAAACAAACUGAUGAUGAUUGCCAGGUUGGUCUGCCUAAAUGGACAAAUGAAAAUCGUAAAUCAUUGGCGAUGGCCAUCAAUGAAACAGUGGAAAAUCUGGUCAGACUGUCCAAUGAUUGUCAUAUUGAUUUAGCUAAUGCAGUCGUUAUGAAAAUGGAACAAAAUGAUCGUAAAUAUCCAGUAAAGAAAGUAUAUGGAUUGGCAAAAAAAUAUGAUGAAAUUUGAUUUUUGUAUUGAAUAA
Molecule: messenger RNA, 1007 nt
Organism: Dermatophagoides farinae (American house dust mite)
Lineage: Eukaryota; Metazoa; Arthropoda; Arachnida; Sarcoptiformes; Pyroglyphidae
Source: RefSeq, a predicted model, not a curated record